This is a messenger RNA of Sitodiplosis mosellana (orange wheat blossom midge), 2104 nucleotides long. It is a transcript of the gene Elovl7, whose product is annotated as elongation of very long chain fatty acids protein 7. Gene Ontology annotation, molecular function: fatty acid elongase activity. Lineage: Eukaryota; Metazoa; Arthropoda; Insecta; Diptera; Cecidomyiidae. Gene Ontology annotation, cellular component: endoplasmic reticulum membrane. The record is from RefSeq and is a predicted model, not a curated record. The transcript has 6 exons. Bases 615 to 1580 code for a protein of 321 amino acids. Gene Ontology annotation, biological process: fatty acid elongation, polyunsaturated fatty acid; very long-chain fatty acid biosynthetic process; fatty acid elongation, saturated fatty acid.
AUACACGAAUGGAGCGGCACGGCAUACGAAUAUGCGAAUAUACAAGAGUUAAAGCUCACCCAUCGCACCGAACAAUACAGUAGUGGGGCGUUUAAUUAUAUAAUGAAAGUGUUAGACACAGGUAGUGUAGCUUUAAAUUUUAUCUUUUAGUCUUGUGACGCACAUGUCGCAGCAUUGUCAGUUCGUGUUGAGCGAAUCCUCCGAAAAGAAAUGUUAAUUAUUUUAAAAAUUUCUUUCUUUUGCCACUGACUCAUAUCAAUUCGUUUUUUGCUGUGCUGAACAAUCAACGAAAUUCUCGUUUAUUUUUUUUUCGGAUAAAUAAUCAAGAGACAGUGAUUUUUUGUUUGUUUUUUUUUUUUUAAUUUUAAAAGACACUCAGCCAACGGAAAAAAUCAAUGUGAAUUAACUGUUCCGUUAACAAUAAAAGUAAAUACUUGAAAGAAAAAAGGAUUUUUUUUGCUCGGUAAAUAUAUAAAAAUCAAGUGUGAUAAAAGUGUUGGUAGCUAAAGGAAAAACUGGCUUAAUUUUCCCGAGCUCGUGAAAGUGAUUUUGAUUUACAUAUUUCACCUUCCCAUCGAUUGUUUAAGACACACACAUACACAAAAAAACAUAAGAUGAACUAUGUUACAAGAUUUUAUGAAGGAUGGCGGGAUCUGAUGGACAAUAAAUCAGAUCCAAGAACCACAGACUGGUUUCUUAUGAGUUCCCCGUUCCCAACCAUUAUAAUCAGUUUAAGUUAUGCAUAUUGCGUUAAGGUACUGGGGCCCCGUUUGAUGGAGAACAGGAAACCAUUUGAACUUAGAAAAGUUUUAAUCGUAUACAAUUUUCUGCAAGUGAUUUUUAGUUGUUGGUUAUUCAAUGAAGCCAGUGCCGCAGGAUGGCUGAAUGGCUACAGUUUACGAUGCCAACCAGUCGAUUACAGCCGAUCACCGACAGCAUUGCGGAUGGCUUCGGGAUGCUGGUGGUACUACUUUUCAAAAUUCACAGAGUUCUUCGAUACCAUUUUCUUUGUGAUGCGAAAACGAUACGAUCAAGUUUCCACAUUGCAUGUCAUUCAUCACGGAAUCAUGCCAGUGUCCGUUUGGUGGGGCGUAAAGUUCACCCCAGGUGGUCACAGUUCAUUCUUUGGUUUCUUGAACACCUUCGUCCACAUCAUUAUGUACACGUAUUACAUGCUGGCCGCUAUGGGACCAAAAGUACAGAAAUACUUGUGGUGGAAGAAGUACCUCACCGUCCUCCAAAUGAUUCAAUUUGUAUUGGUGAUGGUGCAUGCCUUCCAAUUGCUAUUAGUAAACGACUGCAACUAUCCAAUCUACUUCGCCUAUUUCAUUGGUGCUCAUGCCAUCCUCUUCUACUUCCUGUUCUCACGAUUCUACAAACAGGCUUACACAUUGAAGCAAAAGCAAAAGGCUGAAGCCGCUCAAAUCGCAGCCAAUGACAAGAAGAACGAUGAUGCUGAUGUUGACGCUGAUUCGAAAUGCGAUGCCAUUAAAUUUUUAAAUGGUCAAACAAACAUUUACAAGACCAAGAUCGAUACAACGGUGACCAGAAGCCGUCAUUACGUUGGUUCAGCCAAUUAGACGAUCAUCCGUGUGUUUUUCAUUCAAACGUAGGGAAAUGGCAACAAAAAAUUCUAGCAAAUUUAAGUGCAACAAAAAAAAAAAUUAGGCUACAAUUAUCUUAAUUAUACGUUUCUUUUUAUAUGCAAUGAUGAUAUUUUAAUACAACACACACACACAAAAAAAACACUCACAUGCGCGCACAACUUUGUUUAUGUUUGACAAAGAAAUCCAUUUGCAUUUGACGAACAUAAAACAAAAGCAACAACAACCAACACACACACACACACAUAAGAAUAGAAGAUAAAUCACAUAAAUCAAUUCGACAAUUGAUACUUGAGAAAGAACAAAAAAAGCAAACAAAUAAAGACUACAAAUUGAUAUUGUGGUUCAUUCGUAGAAAAUUAUGGAUGGAAUUAACGCGGACAUUUCGAUUAAGCAUUGAUAUAAUUUUAUUGCGAAAUGAAUGAAAAAUUUCAUAAAUGUAAUUUGUACAGAAAAAAAAUCGAACGAAUAAAUUUAUUGUUACAGAAUAAAUAAAUAAA